Molecule: messenger RNA, 8188 nt
Organism: Pungitius pungitius (ninespine stickleback)
Lineage: Eukaryota; Metazoa; Chordata; Actinopteri; Perciformes; Gasterosteidae
Product: zinc finger protein 462-like
Exons: 11
Coding region: 649-7617 (2322 amino acids)
Biological process (GO): positive regulation of transcription by RNA polymerase II
Cellular component (GO): chromosome; nucleus
Molecular function (GO): chromatin insulator sequence binding
Source: RefSeq, a predicted model, not a curated record
ACGGAAAUGUCACAAUUAAAUUGACAAAUUGUUGGAUUUGUCACAUUUAAGCUAACGUUAAAUAGCAACGCUAAAGUCCAAGUACUUCCGGCCAUGUUUGUUUUUGAUUUCAUAAUUAACGCACGGUUAUUAUUUUGGUUUUCUUUUUUUCAUUUCCAAAUGCCAAAUACCUAAUCUUGAGAUGUAUGAAAUACACUAGUGAAGCUAAUAAGCGUAAUAACACCCCAUGUGUACGUCACAAAAUAAAUUGAGCAUUUAUCGUUGUCGUAUCUGGAUGUUUCUAUUGAUUAAAAUAUCCAGAUAUUUGUUAAUAUUCAUGCUUUAAUUAAUUCAAGUUAAAGUUGCCCUCUUUGCCGCAUACAAUGAAACAAGGGGCAUUUUGUGAGCGUAUCUCCCUCUUAAUCAAUUUAAUCCGGAAGGUUAUUUGAUUUUCGCCGGAAGUGAUGUCACGUACAUCGAUGUUUCGUUGGUGGAGCGGAAGCGGCACAAACCAGAGCAGAGUACUCGCGCGAAAAAAUGGCGGAGGUUUGCCGUCUCUCGACUUUCUCAACAUCAACAAUGGACAAUAUUGCAUUAUAAGCCUCAUCCGAUGUCUAUCUGUGUGCGUGUGCCACAGCGGUGUCUUCUCAUUUCUCUGUGGAACACACCAUGCAGAAAGAUCCACUGAAUGCUCCCACCUCUGGCUACAGUAAACAGAAUCAGGUUUUCACUCAAGAAUCCCCGCUCAGGUGUUUUCCGUGCAGCCGUUGUGUACUCCGCUUCAAAUCCAGGGUCUACCUUUUUGAACACCUCAACAAGGUGCACGGCUGCGACGUUGAGGCUGCUCUCGGAGAGGCUCGUCUGAAAUACGCCGCGACCGACGAAGCCAAGGUGAACAGCAAUAGCAACGACGCAGAAGAUGAUAUAGGAUGCCAGCAUUGUCAUUUCCAAGCACGUAGUCGGGACAUUGUUAACCAACACGAGAUACAAUGUCAUAAAAAAGCAGAAGGUAUUUUGGGAAAUCCGACAGUUUCUGAAAACCCGGAGGCCAGCGCAAUUUACAUGUCUGCAGAAGCAAAAGAGAUUUGCUCCGGUGUGUCUGUGAUGUCGACCUCAAAAUCUAAAAAUGCUCUGAACUCGUCAAAGGUUCUUAAAACGUACAAGCGGCCAUUGCAAACCAUUACCAAGUACUUUACGGUAACAUCUGGACCAAACAGCAAACCUCCAGUGGACUCGGCCGAAAGCUCAAAUCUUCCAGACAGCUGCAAAGGAACCAUCGUUUUGAAAGAAUCUCCCUCCAGCUCGAGCCAAAACAGUAGUGGCGUGCUUAAGGUCACUGCAAAGUCCAUGAUUGACAUCACUCGGUUUUCUCAAGGUCAUAUGCUAAACAAUCACACUAAUUUGGAAAUGAGUUCACCGAAUCCCAGGGAACAAUUCACUGAAUCACUCGCUGACAACGUUACGAAGAGGACCUACAAGGAAACCUCAAACACUCCUUCUGCUAAAAAAGCAAAGUCAGACAAAGGAGAGACAAACCUCCAACAGGCAGGUCACGAAAACCAACCGCAAUUGUCGUCAAGCAACGCAAAUUUUUCAUUUGACAUAAGCGAAGAUGAGGGAGAAAAGAAGCUCGGUCUCGUCAAUGGGGACUCUGAAAGCUCAACGGUUUAUUCUUGCAAGCACUGCAACUACAACGAGGCGAGCGUGGCGCGCGUAUCCACGCAUUACCAGACCGCUCACCCGUACGUGAGAUUCAACGCCGCCUACAUCCAGGAUCCAACGGACGAGAGCGCCGUCUUUCGUUGCCUGCUGUGUCCAAGUGAGUUUAUAAGCGUGGCGUCCCUCAAGAACCACUGCAGGAAACAUCACCCAGAGGCCCCGGACGUAUUCGCCGUGCAAUCGACUAACCUCAGUUUGACCUUUAAGUGUUUUUUGUGUGUGUUUACUGCCGACGUAUUGAACGCAUUGAAGAAACAUUACAAGGAAAGUCACCCGACGCAUGAAGUGGAUAAUUCGUUGCUGUUCUGCAAAUAUUUAGCAACUGAACGCCAAGCGGGAUCAACUCGGUCAAAUACUUGUGAAAGAGCACAGAGCCCAGAAGGACCCGGAGGGAUUUUUCCCGAAAGUUCCAGUACGGGAGCCGAAAAUGCACCUUCAGCCCAACAUCCCACCUCCAAAGAAGCAGACGUGGUCUUGUACCAGUGCGACUCCUGCCAGUUUAGUCAUAAGUCAGCUGUUGUUAUGCAUGUCCACUACCAAAAAAGCCACCCGAGUCGAGUGUUCACAAUAGACCAAAUCAAACGCUCGGCUUGUGAUGCCUCACGCGCGUCACCAUCGGUGACGCCAGAGAAGUUUCCGAACCCUGUGGCGGUAACGGAAGAAUCGCAACCGCCGACAAGCACGGCAGAUCCUUCUGAGAAAACCCCAAACAAAGCCGAGCCAUCGCAGCGCGAGCGCCGGUCCGAGGCUUCGAAGGCUCAGGCGGAGUCGUCCAAAGCCGAGCGAGCGGAAUCUACCGGCGACCGCAGCGAGCGGCCCAGAAAACUCCGUCGGGGAUCGUUUACCAGAAUGGGCGGUUUGUCCCGUGUGGCACCAGGUGGACUGCUCUACUGCCUGCAUUGCAGUUAUUCAAGCACCAGGGUCAAGAGCGUCCUCGGCCAUCAAAAUGCAAAACAUUCUCUGGAUUCCCUAACGUCUGUGGAGGAAAUCUUGUGUUACAGCGCUCAAGUGCAGAAACUCCAAAGCAAAGCCAAGGCUGCAGCAGGCACCGCGUCUUCUGAUUCUAAACAAGUUGAGGCAGCCGGUGUAGAAGUUCCUCGUAAAGAGGCCGUUGCAGCAUCCGCCAAGGUGAAGAAAGGGAACCCUUACGCGUGUCCGGAAAAACUGUUUUAUUGUCAAAAGUGCAACUACGGAAAUCCAACGUUGAAAGGCGUCUUGAUCCAUCAAACCAGAGUUCACAAGGGCCUCCCUUACAAGAUGGAAUGGGUGGUUGACCAUACGGCCGCCAUUCACAGUCAAAUCCAAAAGGCCAAAUCGGAAGCGCGCGAGCCCUCCACUCCUGCGCGGCUCCCCCUCCCUCUCGUGGGCGAGGGGGACGAAGACGCCUUCUUCUGCCACUUGUGCAACUACAGACAGUACAAGGUGAACACCGUGUUGCGGCAUUACAUGAAAAAGCAUCCCGGGUUCGUGGUUAAGCGGCAGCAGGUUCACCUGUACACCACCAUGGUUCGCCAAAAGACGAAGGGACGGCGCCCGGCGACCCAAGAAGACCCCCGUCCGUCCCCCGGCGAACCCCUCCCGGCCGCCGACCCCCAGAGGCCCCUUCGUUGCCACCGGUGUCCAUUCAGCACCAAAUUGCUGCAUGUUUUGAGGACGCAUCUGUGGAACAACCACAGGACCAAUCGCUCUUUCACGGACCUUUUGAGGUUGUGUUUCAAACAGGGGGAUCUGCAGGCCGGGUAUCACUGCGAGGUGUGCGUUUUCUCGCACGAAAAAGCGGCAGUGAUGCACGCGCACUACCUGGAGCGCCACCCGAAACGCAACCGAAGCCUCGUGUACGUCACCGCCCACUUGUACGUGGGCCCCGACUCGCGACCUCUUAAAAGGAAGAAACCCGAAGCGAGGCUCCCAGACGACGACGACGAAGCCAAGAACUACUCGUGCCGAGCGUGCGCGUUCAAAGGCGCCUCGGUGUCCGCCGUCACGCGCCACUGCCGCGCCGUCCACCCGUGGUCCGUGAGGGCGGACGGCUCUGUGCUGGACGUCGUCGGCAAGCGAUCCGGGUCGGCAAACAGGUCGGCGGAGGACAUCUACGCAGCGGCCGAGCCGUUCGAAUCGUACCAGAAGCCCGUCGAGUUUAAGGCGAGGGCGGCUUCCAAACCGCUGGCGUGCCCCUUCUGCCCAGCGAGGUUCCGCACCCAGCACGGCCUCAUCACCCACUGCGGAAUGAUGCACACCGAAGUCGAGAAGGGGGACUUGCCCCAACGCGCGGAGGAAGCCCCGGCGGCAGCGGCGCCGGUGUCGUCGCUGUUCACCUGUCCGUACUGUCCCUACAUGAAUAUCGUCCAUCAGGGGAUUCUCAGUCACUGCCACGUGAAGCACGUCGGCCUCGAGGCCCGGGUGGACGACCAUCAGGUGGAUGAGACGCAGGUGUCCAAGUGGAUGGACUGCCUGAAGACCAGGCGCGGCGCCAGGGCGGGCAACGUGAAACUCCGGGGCUACAUGUGUGGAACCUGCCCGCAGAUCUGCGUCACCAUGGAGAAGCUGAACAUGCACUGCGAGGACGAGCACGCCGAGGCGAGCGACGGCAAACCGCAAAAAGCGGCCGGCGACCGGCCGGCGCCGCAGGCUCCCCGUUUAAGCGAGAAGCUCCACGCGGCGGUGGAUUGCAAGCACUGCCCUUACAGUUGCAGCAGCGAAAUUGCGCUCACCCGGCACGUGCGCGUUCACCACAGGGCGGGCGCCGCUUCCAAGGCGUACAAAUGCCUCCUGUGUACCAGCUGCUAUCGCAGGAAGGCGCUGCUCGGGGACCAUUACGUCACGAGACACGGGCGGGACAGCUUCCUAAAGUACUACGCGCCGCUGUACAAAAAGGCCGCGGGGAAGGAAGAAUCGAGGUCUCACAGCGGCACUCUGACCCAGAAACCAAAGGCCGGCGCGGCGACAAAAGAGCGCCAGAGUCUGUUGGUGUACAGGUGUCCGAGUUGUCCCUACGUGAACACGAGACACCACGGCACGCUCACUCACUGCCAGAUGAAGCAUCCGGACGUGGUCGCCAGGGCGGACCAGCUCCGCACCGAGGACACGCUCAGGGGCAACUUUUUCGGGUGUACGAGCGGAAGGGCCUCCAACGAGAGAGGGUACAUCUGUUCAGCGUGUCCGCUCAUUUACGGCUCGCUCAAGAAACUGAAAAUCCACCGGCAGAACGACCACGGGGCCCCUCGGGAGCAGGCAGCCAGCUGGCCGUCAGAAAACCAGACGCCCCCGCCGGCGGCGCGCAGAGGAGAACAGCGCGCCGCCGAGGCGUCCUCGCGGGACACGCCGACGUUGUACAAGUGCCACAUGUGCAGCUAUAAAGGACUGUAUCGAAGGUACCUGCUGUCUCACUACAGAAACACUCACAAGUUGGACGCAUACACGACGCGCACGCUGCUGAAGAAAUACAACAAAUGCAAGAAGGCCAGCCGCCCGCCCGCCACGGCGUCCCAGGAGGGAGAACCCGUCACGUGCACGAAGUGUCCCGGGCUGGUCUUCGACUCUCCUCAGCCGCUCGUCGCCCACUACGCUGCGUCGCAUAGCUCGGCCGACAUAGUGGACUUCACCGUGAUAUCCCAGGGAACGAGGAAGGGCAGUACGGGCCUCUACCGAUGUCUCCGCUGCAGCAAACAGAUGAAUGGAAUCAGGAAGCUCUGGUAUCACCUGGACUGCCACCGAGAAAGUGCCAGGAAGAGGGCACAGACUGCGGAGAGGAGGAGGAGGAGGAGGAAGAGGAUGCCGACCCCGAAGGCCGUCUCUGCUGAGCCCGCCGCGCAGGACGAGCCCCUCCCGUCGGAAACUGUGGACGAGGCGGUAGCGCCGCUACCGGACCCCGGCGACCCGGAGCAACCCGGGCCGGACUCGAGAGAAGGCGACCACACCUGCACGCGGUGCCGGAGGUCGUUCAUGUCGCUGAAGGGGUUGCGGUCGCACGAGCGCAGCCAUGCGGCCGUGGCGGCCCUCAAGAACCUGAACGGGGCGCCCGCCUCGCGGUUGAAUUACAACAUUAACAAGCAUGUGCUGUACAAAGCCGGCACCACCAGGCCUUACCUGUGUAGCUUCUGCACCUAUCGGACGACAGUCAUGGGCCUCUGGAGGUGCCACUUUAUGAAAGUGCACCAAGACCUCUUGGGUGUCAUGAUGGAUGCAGCCGAGAGCGAAGACGAGGAGAGCGUCCAGAGGGCCGACACGGAGCCCUCCGAUUCAUCCGAGGAGCCGACCCAUUGCCCUGAGCCUGAUGAAGAACCCGAAAUUGCUGAAAGAUCGCUGUACCUGGAGCCCCCAGAUGUGCAGCGGCAGCUGAACCACUACAGCUCGCGGUCGCAGGCCGAAUGCCCGCCUGAGACCAACGCGCCAGGAAGCGGGCUGCCCGACAGCCGCCUCCUUCACUGCGAGUUCUGCACCUUCAACACCGAACACCUGUCCAGUGUGCGACGGCACUAUCAGAACCGGCACGGGAAGAAGGUCUUGAGGUGUAAGGACUGCGACUUUUUCACCAGUUUGAGGAAAACCCUAGAAGAGCACAUGCAGGCGGGUCACUCGACAUGGCAGCUGGGACCUGCGCAUGAGCGAGACCUCCGCUGCCCCUUCUGCCUCUACCAGACCAAGAAAAAGAACAACAUGAUCGAUCACAUCGUGCUGCAUCGCGAGGAACGCGUAGUGCCCAUAGAGGUGCAACGCCCGAGGCUGUCGCGCUACCUCCAAGGCGUCGUCUUCCGCUGCCACAAGUGCACCUUCUCGUGCGGCGGCGCCGACAACCUGCGGUCGCACAUGGCGAGGCACGACGAUGUCAAGCCCUACAGGUGUCGGCUGUGCUACUUCGACUGCACCCGCCUGAGCGACCUGGAGGCGCACCUGAGCGAUAAGCAUCAGGUCGUGAGGAAUCACGAGCUCGUGGGUCAGGUGAGCCUCGAUCAGCUGCAGGCGGCCGUCGGCAGGAUGCCAGAAGAGGAGCCCUCGUCCAACUUGGAGCGGCGCAACGACGACAGCGAGGACGAGGAAACGGAGGACCGCCAGGAAGGUCCCCUCGAGGCGCGAGCCGAAGGUGCGCCGAGGGGGGAGCGUGCACCGCAGGCCGAGGAAGCAUCUCGGGAGCGAGUGUGCAGCGGGGACAUGCAAGAAAGCCCCAUCGAGGGCUACGUGUGGGAUCUUCAAUCCAAGAAGGCAAAGCCAAACGCUGCUGCAUUAUGCGUGAGACAAAAGGAGGAGGAGGAGGAGGAGGAGGAGGAGGAGGCCUCACUAACACACGGGCAGACGCCCGGGGGUCUCGGCAUCUGCAGGACAGGGGUUCAGCCCGGAGCAGUUAAGGAUGACCAGACUGAGGCCGAGCUGGCAUCCCCCGGUGAAAGAGGUGUCAAGGCGGAGGCCGUUUCCGCCCUUGCUGCUUCGAAUCUGACGCAGGCGGACAGCGGCGGGCCUCGGGGGGGCCUCGGCGCUGCGGGUGCUUUGCUAACUUUGCCGCCCAGGUGUGCGCAAGCUAAAACGAGCGAUCCCGAAAGCUCGAGGGUGUCAUUUAAAAACUGCAAAAAGGAACAGGAGCAGCAUCAGAAGAACAUUUCCGGGGGAGGGGGAGAGCCGUACGGGGAUAUGCCGGUGCUCGAGAAGGAGUAUCUCAAAGUAGAAUUGCAGCCUCUCGGGUGCUGCAAGACGGAGGAUGAGAGUGGUCGCCUUGAGCCAAAGCAAGAGAAAAAGGAGGAGGAGGAAUUCUCAAACGACAAAGAGAACCGAUGCACCGAACCGAAACACGAGGGUGAGGGCGUGAAGAAGAGCGGUUCUCCACUCGUGACCAGAGGUGACGGCAGGCGCUUCACUUGCGAGUUCUGUGGGCGACACCUCGCCAGCGCCGCUGACCUGGAGCAGCACGCCGCGCGACACGGAUUGUGACGCUGUCCGUGGCGUGGUGGACGCCGGCGGCGGCUUUCACUAUUUAUUUCCGUGUGUGUGAAGCUGUGGUGUAUGACUACAUGAUCCAUCCUCGAUUCUCUUGCUCAUGAAUGUAAACCUGUGUGAUGUAGUUCCAAAUAUGUCUUUCAUGUUUUGUAGAGUUUAUACUUUUUUCUAAUAACAUGUUUUUUGAACUGCUCUUGUUAGUACGGUAUAGUUUCAGUAACUAAAACCAAGACUUUGACUCUACAUAGUCUGACAUGUGCACAUUAACAUCUUUAGAUUUUUUUUGUUUUAACGACGUUGAUAAAUAUGCACAAAGAACUACCAGCGCCUGCAGGGAAUCAAUUUAUUUUCUAUUCCUUCAGUUUAUCUGGAGAUAUCAAUAAAUACUAAAUGGUAAAAUCUUGAUCCUAAGAACAAUUGGUCUAGUGAACUGUUAACCAGACCGACCUCAAAACCACCGAUUGUGGAAACGCUCGUGCUGCCUUCAGGUGCUGUUUGGUACUUUGGUUCAUUGGCAUGCGUUACUUGAGGCAUUUUACCAGUGCAAAAAUAACAGUGUUUUGUU